AUGUCCAAUAUCCUUGCUCGCGCACGAUUGCAAGCAUUUCACCUGGCAAAGCCGACUGGGGCCUCUAUAAUAUACCAAGCAUCACAAACGAAAUCACCCCGCUUCAGCUUCUCAACCAUGUCGGACCAGAAAAGCAGUAUCACCGAUUGGGUCAAUCCUGGGGAUAAAUCUGGAGAGUUCAAGAGACAGCAGUCGUCCUUUCGCAAUUUCAUAUCCAAAGAUCCCAAUGCAGAGUUUCCCGCAGAACGGGGCAGAUACCAUUUAUACGUCAGCUAUGCAUGUCCCUGGGCGCAUCGAACCCUCAUUGUUCGCAAGUUGAAAGGUCUCGAAGAUAUCAUCCCCUUCACCAGCGUCCACUGGCACAUGCAAGAGAAAGGCUGGCGCUUCGCGACCGCCGACGAAACCCUUCCCGGCGAAAACGUCACUCCGGACCCCUUACACGCGAACUUCACGCACCUCCGCGACUUAUAUUUCGCGGCCAACCCAGACUACUCCGGACGCUUCACGGUGCCGGCACUCUGGGACACGAAGAAGAAGACCAUUGUGAACAACGAGUCCUCUGAAAUCAUCCGCAUGAUGUACACGGAAUUCGAUGAUUUGCUGCCCGAAGAAUACAAAAAUGUUGUCCUCUUCCCGAAAGAUCUCCAAGAACAAAUCGAAGCCACCAACGCCUGGACCUACGACGAUAUCAACAACGGGGUGUACAAGUCUGGCUUCGCAACGACGCAAGAAGCAUACGAGCGCAAUGUCAUCCAAUUAUUCAAAUCGCUUGACCGCGCCGAAUCCGAGCUCUCGAAAAGCUCUGGACCAUAUUAUUUCGGGGACAAGAUAACAGAGGCAGACGUCAGACUUUAUACGACAAUCGUGCGCUUUGACCCGGUGUACGUGCAGCAUUUCAAAUGUAAUGUCAAGGAUAUACGGAGCGGGUAUCCGCAUUUGCAUAAAUGGCUUAAGAAUCUGUAUUGGAAUGCGCCGGCGUUUGGGAGCACGACGGAAUUCGAACAUAUCAAGAAGCAUUAUACGAAGAGUCAUCGGCAGAUCAACCCGUUUGGGAUCACGCCGGUGGGGCCCGUGCCGGAUAUUUUGAAUCUGGAUGAAGAGGUUGCUGCUGCCACGAAAUAA
This is a messenger RNA of Rhinocladiella mackenziei CBS 650.93, 1122 nucleotides long. RefSeq lists its product as uncharacterized. Gene Ontology annotation, cellular component: cytoplasm. The record is from RefSeq and is a predicted model, not a curated record. Lineage: Eukaryota; Fungi; Ascomycota; Eurotiomycetes; Chaetothyriales; Herpotrichiellaceae. The transcript is spliced from 4 exons. Gene Ontology annotation, molecular function: glutathione transferase activity. The coding region runs from base 1 to 1122 and encodes 373 amino acids.